GCCGGGGCCGGAUUUGGGACCGGGACCGGGACAGCGGCAGCGGCGGCGGAGAGAGGUUAUCGGGAGCGUUUAACCAGGCUCACCUCCUAACUGGCUGUGUGCGCUGGAGAGGCGUAUUGACAUGAAAACGAUGGCAGCCAUCAGGAAGAAGCUGGUGAUCGUAGGAGAUGGUGCCUGUGGAAAAACGUGCCUGCUGAUUGUGUUCAGCAAGGACCAGUUCCCUGAGGUCUAUGUGCCCACCGUGUUCGAGAACUACAUUGCUGACAUAGAGGUAGACGGGAAGCAGGUGGAGCUGGCCCUGUGGGACACAGCGGGACAGGAGGACUAUGACAGACUGCGGCCCCUCUCGUACCCGGACACAGAUGUUAUCCUCAUGUGCUUCUCCGUUGACAGCCCGGAUAGCCUCGAGAACAUCCCUGAGAAAUGGACACCAGAGGUGAAGCACUUCUGCCCCAACGUGCCCAUCAUCCUGGUGGGCAACAAGAAGGACCUGCGCAACGACGAGCACACGCGGCGGGAGCUGGCGAAGAUGAAGCAGGAGCCGGUGAAGCCAGAGGAGGGGAGGGACAUGGCCAACAGGAUCAACGCCUUCGGCUACCUCGAGUGCUCAGCCAAGACAAAGGAGGGCGUGCGGGAGGUCUUCGAGAUGGCCACCCGAGCGGGCCUGCAGGUCCGCAAGAACAAGAAGCGCAGGGGCUGCCCGCUGCUGUGAGCAGCCAGAGCGGGACCACGCGGUGCCGGUACCUGCCCUGAACCCUCUGCACCGGAGCUGCCACACGAGCCUGCGGGGUGUCCCUGCGAGGCUCCAGAGCCACCAGUGCCUUCAGUACCCACUGCUCUCUAUGGGUGGGCAUUAGCGUAGCUGCCCAUGUCGCCCCAGUCUGUACCCAUCUCCCUGGUUCUGCCUCUCCCGUGGGGAUGGUUGUGGUGUUCAUGCUCCCUUCCCAGCUCCAUGCAGAAGCCACAGAGGUGGGGAGGUGCUGCUGGCUGUGCCCACAGCUCCAGUGUGGGGUCUGCUGGGCCCUCACGGUGCUCUGGGCUGUGAGGACAGCACACACUGUUCCAGACAGAUGUGCUCAGGGCAGCUUUCAGCCCAUCCCCACGUGCAGAGCUCCUGGGACCUGUGCUGGGGCAGCACCACAGCCCAGCGCUGCCAGUGACACCUCUUGGGGUGUGCCUUGGUCACGGACUGAGCACAAGGAACUGAACUGCCUAACUGGGACAAUAAAUGCAAACCAGUAUUUUAGUAA
Pezoporus occidentalis (night parrot) is the source of this 1250-nucleotide messenger RNA. RefSeq names its product ras homolog family member C (gene RHOC). The coding region runs from base 122 to 712 and encodes 196 amino acids. Gene Ontology annotation, cellular component: cytosol. The transcript is spliced from 6 exons. The record is from RefSeq and is a predicted model, not a curated record. Gene Ontology annotation, molecular function: protein kinase binding; GTPase activity; GTP binding. Gene Ontology annotation, biological process: small GTPase-mediated signal transduction. Lineage: Eukaryota; Metazoa; Chordata; Aves; Psittaciformes; Psittacidae.